UAUACCACUUACUUCCGAGCUUCAGUUGUAGAAUGGAGGCAUAUAGAUAUCACCAUGAGAUAGGCCAACAUGGAAAUCAUAAAUACAGGCUUGCCAAAUUUACGAACCCAGUGUACUGGCUUGCUGGUCUGGUAUCCCAACUUGCCUCUCUGAGAAAAAUAGAAUGUAAAAAAACCCGUGUGUUUUCUUCAGGUAUACCCUUUUGAAAUUGUAAUACCACACACUCUACCAAGAUGUUUGGAAGUUUAUUCAGUCACCAUUCUGCUACUUUGGUAGGGAUUAUUUUGAGCUUCAUCGUGUGUACGUCAGGAGAAAACAUUGGAUUGGGUUCAGGACUUUCUGGAGAGUUGUCAUGCUAUACCCCCUGUGCGGAUGCAUCUGGAGCGUCAGGUAUAUCUUUACCCCCGUGUCAUAUCACCAUAAAAGGAAGUUGCCCGUACAUCUACAAUGAGCGUAGUCGCGAGGCACCGGGUGCCCCCGGUGAGGCCAGGUUAGACUCUUCUUCCUACAUAGCAACAGAUGGACAGAGAUACCUGGAAAUGAUCCCACAGUGGACCUCACCUUCAGAAAACAUCCAUCUUCUGACUGGAUAUGAAGCUCAGGUCCGGUGUACUGCGAAUGAUUGUAACGCGGAAACUUUCUGCGUCAGAAUAGAUUUCAACAGAACACUGACAGUCAAUGAAACACGUUUCAAUAUGUCAUUGACAUGUCAGUAUGGAGAUUUUGCGAGGCCCGGUUCAGAUUACACCCUCGUCGUACGAAGCCUUCCAGGCAAUCUGAUUGGCAAUCAAAAUGAAAUGAGAAUUGAGGCAACACUACCUAGUUGUAAAGAUGUACCGGACUUACAUGCUUGCACCUCGGGUAAUUCCAUACCAUCACAAUACGAUCUUGGUGUAUUUCAGGACAGCUCUGGCAAUGUAAUUGUGACCUUUUCGCCUGAUAGCAACAGUGGAUAUACAGAUUUUCUAGUCGGCAUCGAGAAUGUAAAUGAUUGGGAAAUAUAUUUUGAAGAAAUAGUUACCUUGUCGGGGAAUGGCCAACCGCAUGCUUCUUUUCAGAAUGUGCCUGAAGGAACUUAUAGAGCAUUUAUUAUGAUUGAAGAUUGUGAGGAUUGUGCUAAGUAUGAAUCCAGAAACGUGACGAACAUCAAAGCUGUGCCCAUUCCUGCCUCCUCGACGACCUCUCCUGCACCAUCAAACACGUCUACUACCUCAUUCCCGAACACUCCUGUCCAAUCAACGACCGGUGUUCAAGACCCAACAAGACAGGGUCUGUUGUGGGUAGCACUCUCUGGAGCUCUAGGUGGGGUUCUUUUGGUCGUACUGAUCUUGGUUGUUGUUCUGCUCACCUGGAAGAGAAGCACAGUUCCCUCUCAAGAGUUCCAGGAGACCAAGGUUAAAGGAGAAGGUGAAGACCCUCAUCGGAGGAAUAUUCAAUACAGUGACUAUGAUUCCCUGGCUGGAUCCGGGUGUACAAACCCUGGGAUGAAUGGAACCAUUGUUCCAGAUGACCCUAGAUACACCAGCCCUUCCAUUCUACCCGCCACCGUUCACCAUGACAACUUGGCCAAUGGAAGACUCCUCCUGGAAAGCCAGUAUUAUGCCGAUUCGAUGCCUUACAAGGAGAUGGACAGUAUCAGCAAGGUUGUGGAUAUCCCUCCCCCAGAACGAUUAAUCAACUGCAAUCGGUGCGAUCAGCCAGAUUCACCCGAUUCAGGAUUAGAGUCGGUAUACUCAGAUAGUGCCAUGGAAGAUGGGAAGACUCUGUUCUCUAUAGCAUUGACUUCUCUGGGGGAGGAAGUGUAGUAUCAACCGGAACAUUCGCAAGUCUUUAUUCUUUAUUCAACAGUACCCAGGAAAAUAUCUAGUCAUUAUACACUGUAAAAAGUUUUGUUAUACAUUUGAAUUUCAUAAUGCUCUUAAUAAAAAUAAGGUAAACAAACCUCUUUGCAAUUUCUUUUGUUUAUUAGGAGUAAUUUUCUC
This is a messenger RNA of Lytechinus variegatus (green sea urchin), 1982 nucleotides long. RefSeq lists its product as uncharacterized. NCBI's taxonomy places the organism in Eukaryota, Metazoa, Echinodermata, Echinoidea, Temnopleuroida, Toxopneustidae. The record is from RefSeq and is a predicted model, not a curated record. Bases 234 to 1805 code for a protein of 523 amino acids. The transcript is spliced from 11 exons.